Messenger RNA from Rhipicephalus microplus (southern cattle tick), 699 nucleotides. RefSeq names its product putative protein TPRXL. The record is from RefSeq and is a predicted model, not a curated record. NCBI's taxonomy places the organism in Eukaryota, Metazoa, Arthropoda, Arachnida, Ixodida, Ixodidae.
AUGGCCCACAAGCGUGCUGUGUCCAGUGAAGAUUCCACAUCUCAAAAUGACAGUCUGCCUGUCCAAGAAGCUAAACGGGUAGCUAAGCGCAAGAUCAAGACGAACGUCCAAUCAGCUACACGUGAAACUAAACGCAAGAAGAAGAGGAUCACCACUGCAGACCAGAGAAGAGCUAAGCGCAGGUCGUCUGUGGAAACGUGCCGUUCAGUGGCGACCACAGUGCUCAAGGGUAUUAUCAAGCUGCCUCGCAAGCGCUCCGCGCCUUCGCCUACUCCGUCCCAGAAGAGGGUUCACUUCAAUCUCCCGCCGAUGACCAGUAGCGAGGACAGCGAUCGCUGCCACAAGAAGCCUCGCCGGGAGUCACGCAGCAAGGAGCGUCGUCGACCAAGCCACUCAUCACGUCGUGCUCAUCAGUCGACAAGCAGCUCCUCGUCCAGCAGCAGUGGCGAGAGGAAGUGCCUUAGUGACCGCCAUCACCAUUCACCGAUACACCGAAGACAUGAUCGGUCCUCGAACAUCAAGAGACACUCUACAAGCCCGUCUUCAAGCAGCAGCAGCAGUAGUAGCAGCAGCAGCAGAAUCCACCGCUACACUAAGCGAUAUCGCAGAUCGCCUUCAAGCAGCAGCAACAGUAGCUCCAGCAGCAACAAAAUAAGUAGACGAAGGGUUAAAAAACAUGUGCGGUCGAAAAAGCACUAG